Messenger RNA from Zerene cesonia (dogface butterfly), 1692 nucleotides. RefSeq lists its product as uncharacterized. Bases 126 to 893 code for a protein of 255 amino acids. The transcript has 4 exons. The record is from RefSeq and is a predicted model, not a curated record. Lineage: Eukaryota; Metazoa; Arthropoda; Insecta; Lepidoptera; Pieridae.
ACAUUACCGAUCAAUAAACCGUCCUUGUCAUACGUAGUGCAGGAAAACGACAAAAAGUUAGUUUGAUUUUGACAGCAAAGAGAAGUGAGUGUGUUGUUGGUAAUCUGAAAAUAAAAUAAAUUAUCAUGCCCAAGAAACUAAAAGUUGUCGUAAAAUCCUUGUAUUCUCAUGAGAUUCGUAAAGAUGUCAGUUUGGAAAAUUUAAAGUCAUUAAAGCUUGAAGAUGCUUGGCCUUUCAUCAGAGAAGAAAUUGAAAUAGAAAUUGGUAAUAGCCAGCUUGUCUGUAUACCCCAUAUUACUGAAGCUGAUCUUUAUAAAGUCACGUCUCUUUUUGUACCAAAUGAGAAACCAAUAAAUGGUAAAAUGUUUACACCAUUGGGAGAGCUUAAGAAGAAUAUAAAUCAGGCUAAAUCGAAGCCUGAAUAUGUGAACUGGCUUGAGGAAAGUGAUUUUCAAGAUCCUAGUUUUAAAUUUCCUCACGAAAGCGUUAAGAUUACUCUACAAGAUGAAUCUAUAAAGAACAAAGUAAGAGUGAUUAUGGUUAAUUUCACAAAGACCACAAUUCCAAAGGACAAGGACUUAGUCAAUAAUAUUUAUUUGGACACAGAUAAAAUUAAAGAUUUACAAGGCAAAAAGUCUGUCUAUAUGAUAACCAGUGUGCUCAUGGCAAAGACAAUUGAAUUCAGAGUAACUCGGGGAACAUCAUCUAGAAUCUUCCAUUUGGGAAAUGCUUCUCCAUUAGUAUUUGGCCUGGAAGAGUUUGUAAUUGAUGAUGAUGGAAAACUCAUUGCUAAAGUACCAGUGACUAUAAAAUCAAAGAGUCUUCAUUGGAAAAAGUUGGAUCCCUCGGACCAAUUGUUCAUCGUCAACAAGCCGGUAGAGUGUGAAGAGUAAUCUCAGUAUUAAAACCUAAUUGGAUUGAAUCGUAGGGCCUACAAGGGCUUGCAUUUCAUAAAAUACUUAAGUAUUGUAAUGCUUAGAAGGCAGUUCUGUGAAGUAGGCAGUACCACACUGGUCUGUGUUUAAAAAUUAUAUUGAAGGUAACUAAAUACUACUAGAUAAAAAAUAACCAAGGCUUAUAUGCCUUAAGUAGUUAUUUUUUAUGUGUACAUUAAAAAAACCUUCCUAACAUUAAAAAUUAAGGUUUAGAUUUUGCACUGCAAGUUGCUGCAAGCAAAUUUUAAAAUAAAAGUAUUGUAUUGAUUACAAUAUUUUCAAUAAAAUGAUCAUAGAAUAAUCAAUGAAAAAGUUUUAUUUUUAUUCAUCUAUUACAAAAAUACAUGUAAUUUACGACUAUGAUGAAUGUAAGAAACUGUAUUGCCAUUGAGAAAUUAACAUGUCAUUAAACUUGAUGACAUUACUAAAAAAGGAUAUUCUGUAUUUAGAUUUUAUUUAGGCCCUAGGUAAUACUUAUAGGUACUUAGUUGAAUGUUUGUUGCAUAGACAUGACAGUGUCUUAGAAAUCGUUAAUUAAAUCAACACACACAUUUUUCGUCAUUUUCACGCACAUAUUUAUUUAAACAUUCCAGCACUAAAAAUUAUCUUUCAAAUUAUUUAAUCUGUGAUUAUUUGUGUACCAUUUAUCAACUGUUCAUUUAUUUUUAAGAUUUUGUGAUCAUUAAGUACUUAAUGUGAUUAUUUUUAACCGAUAUAUUGUUGUGUAUCAGUAUUGAAAUAAACUUGAUCGAGUGUA